Molecule: messenger RNA, 549 nt
Organism: Vigna angularis (adzuki bean)
Lineage: Eukaryota; Viridiplantae; Streptophyta; Magnoliopsida; Fabales; Fabaceae
Product: transcription factor DYT1-like
Exons: 4
Coding region: 1-549 (182 amino acids)
Biological process (GO): regulation of DNA-templated transcription
Cellular component (GO): nucleus
Molecular function (GO): sequence-specific DNA binding; protein dimerization activity; DNA-binding transcription factor activity
Source: RefSeq, a predicted model, not a curated record
AUGGAGCAUGAAGAUGAAGAUUGGUUGUGUUAUACUAUGGAAGAGAAUGAUUGUAGCAGACAAAGGAUGAGUAGGAAGAGGAACUACGAUGAUAACACAAAAGAGUUCAAAUCAAAAAACCUUGAGAUGAAUAGAGGAACAAUUAUUGUAGAUGCUAUCACCUACAUUGAGAAGUUUCAAGAUGAAGUUCAGAGUCUCAGCCAACAACUUCACCAAAUGGAAGCAACUUCAGAGGAAACAACUGAGACAAAAAUAGAUGAAAUUGAAGCUGUGGAAGAUAUGAAGAAUUGGGGGAUACAGGAAGAGGUCACUGUGGCACAAAUAGAUGAAAAUAAGUUCUGGGUCAAGAUCAUCAUUGAGAAAAAGAGAGGAAGUUUCAGCAAGCUGAUGGAGACACUCAAUUACUUCGGCAUUGAGCUCAUGGACACUAACCUGACUACCACAAAAGGAGCAUUUCUGAUUACAAGCUGCAUACAGGGAAAAAAUGGAGAAAGACUUGAAAUUAAUCAAAUCAAGGAUUUGUUGCAAGAUAUUAUCAAUGACAUGUAG